AUGGCGGUAAGGGUACUGGAUUUACGAAAGCAGCGGGAACGAGCAACAUUUACAGGUACAACAAAAGACGAGGUCAGGUAUGCUGAAGCUUUUUGGCAGUCUGUCAGACUGCAACCGACCAUGGAGUCGCGUUUGGUGUCUUCAGAUAUUAAGCAAAGAUUAGGGAAAAGGGCUGCCUCCUCUAAGUCCG
Molecule: messenger RNA, 190 nt
Organism: Candidula unifasciata
Lineage: Eukaryota; Metazoa; Mollusca; Gastropoda; Stylommatophora; Geomitridae
Source: the annotation of a GenBank genome assembly